Messenger RNA from Mytilus trossulus (common blue mussel), 2198 nucleotides. RefSeq lists its product as uncharacterized. NCBI's taxonomy places the organism in Eukaryota, Metazoa, Mollusca, Bivalvia, Mytilida, Mytilidae. The coding region runs from base 71 to 2110 and encodes 679 amino acids. The transcript is spliced from 2 exons. The record is from RefSeq and is a predicted model, not a curated record.
AUAACUAUCUAUUAACAGACAUACGAAAACAAUGGCUACUUAUGGAAAGAUAUGACAUAUAUUCUAAAAUAUGAUGAGAUGGUCUGUUCAAUGUGGAGAUUGUUUCUACAUCUGCAUGUUGAUAACAUGUUUUCUGCCAAUUGUGUGUUCCACUCUAGAUGACAUUGGUCUGCCAAAAUCAGUUUCAACUAAAUCCCUACAAGCACUUCACUUCAAUUUAGGUAGUGAUAGAAGCGAAAUCUCACCGCCUGAUGUAUUGUUUAAUAAAAUAGAAUUUACCACUCCAGGAGCUGAAUUUGAGUUGAAUAAUUUUCACCAUGGUCGAUUAAGAAGAGAAACGUCUGGUGUUCUUAAGGCUGGCGAUAUUCAAGCAAGCCGCGUAAAAACUAACAGUUUAUCAGCAAAGCUUGUAAAAGCAGAUAGAGUGAGAGCACGAAAUGUGAAGGCCUCCAUCGUAACAGUUGGCAAAACAUCAACAUGGCAAAAAUUAGAUAAUACAAGAAUGUCAGGCAAUUUUGUUUCAAAGCGGUAUGUAAAAGACUCAGAAGAGGCAAAAACUGUAAGAUCUGGAAGAAAUUUUCGUAAUAGGGCAAGCUUAUACAGAUCUAAAUCAAGAACCCCAAGGGAAAAAACAUUCUUUAUUCGGAGGAAAAUUUUCAAAAUAAAACCGCCUUCCAUGACAAGACACACUUUCAAGCCACCUGUGGUACAAAGACUUAGACAAAGUAAUACUAUUGUAAGGAAAAAUGAGAGAUCGAAUAAUGUAAAUUCAAAGAAUCGUAUGUUAAAAUCUGAUAAUUUGUUAAAAAAUACAAAAUCGAAACUGCAUCAAGGAUUUUUACGGUCAAGGAUGAAUACUGAGCCACAAAUCUCUGAUAGAAAACGAAGUGAGCUACGAGCCUCUGAUACAUCACGGAAAGAGACAACACUAUUGAAUUCAACACGGACACAAGGUAAAGAAAUGUCAAAAGUACAAAAGAGAAACAUUUUGUUGGAAACCUGGAUGAGUAAUCUUUCGAUGUUUAAAAGAAACCAAGCUUUACAAAAUUUAAAAAUGAACAGAAAAAGUAGAUACAUCCGUAAAUCUUCAGAAACUCCUGUUCAAAACACUAACAUACUGCAAAAGAAAUUGUUGAAGGCAAAUACGAAAGAAAUUAAUGUUAGACGAAAACAAACUGAAGAAGACUAUUCUGACGACUUUUACACCGAGAGUGACGAAUAUGAAAGCGAGAUAAUACCCAAAGGAGACGAUGAUAAUGGCGUUUUAUAUCAACGUCGUUUAAAAGAAAAACUUCCAUCAAGGUCUGAAGAUUCAGUUCGUUCUAUACGGGUUCAUGACCAAACCGGAUGGAAUCAAAAAGAAUCUUUCUAUAGCAAUUCUGAUAGUUACGAUAGUUUGGAUUAUCAAGAUGAUGUGCAAGUUCCUUUAAAAGACUCUGGAUUACAAAAAACAUCUGAUUCUUUUUUCGACACAAGUGAAAGUGAAAAUGGUAUUGAAGCUUUGAAUCAGAAACCUGUACGAAAAAGAUUAUAUAACGCUUAUGACAAAAAUGACGUAGCUACAAACCACAAGGAUUAUGAUAAAAUUCGAGAUUACAUAAGUAGCGAUAAUUCAUUUUUUUAUGAAAGCGAACCCUUUUUGUCAAGUUCAGAUGAUGAUUGGUCGGUAUAUGAUUCCAGUAGCUACGAGGAAAAACAAUCUCAAAAACCUGUACACACUGAAAAAUUUAAAGACACUAUUAGCUCUGAGAAAAAUUUACCCCCAAAAUAUCUACAUACUGAUAAAUCCUACGAUGAAGUUAUUAAAGAUUAUUACUAUAUAGACAGUAAUGAAAAUCCGAUUGAUAGUGAUAACAGUUAUAACAACGAAGAAGAGUAUGUUCCUCUCAUCUUUGAAAAGAUGAAAAUCGUUCACACUGACAAUGCUAUUAUCAAUUCACAAGAACAUGAUUCUAACGAUUUCUAUACAGAGAGUGAGGAAAACGAGAAAACAUCUAGAGAAGACGAGGAUAGUGACGCAUCGUUUAAAAAAGAACAUGUUUCAGCAGAAAGUAGUGAGUUUGUCAUUGAAUCGUUCGAAAAUUGGUUCAGUGAUAGUGAAAAAAUAUAGACAAAUACGAAAGAGGAAAAAUUACGAUUAAUAGAUUGAAACCCAUCUGGUUUGACAGAAAUUACAUAAUAUAUUUAUAGUAAAAGCA